UCAGUGCCUAAGUGUGUACAAACAUAGCAAUGUCUCCCAAACCUGUCUUUUUAGAUGUAGAUUCAUCAGUCGUCGAAAACAAGUUGCGCAUUACUGAACAAAACCAAGCGAACAGUUUCGAUAAACUAUUUAGUGCACCUCCUCCAACGCCAGUAAUUCCCGAACCAGGAUUUUGUGUUAAAACUAGGGAAACCACCACAAGUACUAAACUGUUUAUCAACAUUUGCUACACAGAUGCGAUUCCUCCACCGAACGACAUAUCCGAGGAGGAGCUAAUGCUGAUAUGUAAAUCGGAAGAGAUCUCUUCCUUUAAAAUUCCGAUGAGCAUAGGAGAUAUCAUUUCCGAAAAAGAUAAAAACGGAGACGACGUGAAAACUACCGACGUCGCUGUUCACUCGACUUUCUUCAAGAAAAUCCAGGACAGCGCCGUAUUUAGAGUUGUUGCAUUUGAAGGAAUUAAAUCCAAGCAUAGUAUCUCCACUACUGAGGAUCGCAUUAUUCUGAAGAAUCGGAAAGCUUUCGGCCAACUACAAGUGCACCGUAUUCGCCACAGUAAUGAAUACAGUGACAACAACAGUGAAGCAAAAGUUAAAAAUUAUCUGGAUGCCUUAAAGGAGAAUGAAGGAAGUAGGAAACCAAAAAUUGAAACAAUAUCCACCCAACAUUAUGGACAAAGUGAUUUGAAGAACCCAGAAUAUCGUCUAUUCCGAAAAAUUAAUGAGCCUAGCGUUCUUUAUAGUGAGAUUAAACUUUUAAAGGUAAAGGACUCCAGUGAAAUAAAUUUAAAUGUUGGCGAAGACAGAAUCAUACUGGGGUCGAACGGUGUAGAUUAUUUUUUAGACGUUUUUGUGCCUUUUAGUAUAGACCCAGAUUGUGUAACGGCAUCAUUUGACAAAAAUUCAAAAAUUUUAAAAAUUUCAAUGCCAUUAAUCAUUUAAAUAUUAUAAUCGUUUGUGCAUGUUCAAUUAUUUUUGCUACAC
Photinus pyralis (common eastern firefly) is the source of this 980-nucleotide messenger RNA. Its product is annotated as PIH1 domain-containing protein 1-like. Gene Ontology annotation, biological process: box C/D snoRNP assembly; rRNA processing. Gene Ontology annotation, cellular component: ribonucleoprotein complex; R2TP complex; cytoplasm. NCBI's taxonomy places the organism in Eukaryota, Metazoa, Arthropoda, Insecta, Coleoptera, Lampyridae. The record is from RefSeq and is a predicted model, not a curated record.